AUGCAGACAAUAAAGUGCGUCGUCGUAGGAGACGGAGCUGUCGGUAAAACUUGCCUUCUGAUUUCCUACACGACGAAUAAAUUUCCUUCUGAAUACGUGCCUACUGUUUUCGACAAUUAUGCAGUGAGUCUAUUGUUAUUUAAUCAAUUUCAUCAUGCCAAAACUAAUGGAAAAACCACUAUCCUAUAGGGAAAGGCUUUCAUAAACGUUUAUUGUUUUUAAGAAAUUCUUGAAAAAGUUUGCAGAUCAAAAAGAGUGAAAUUUUUGCAAUUAACACACGUUCUCCGAGAUUUUCGAAUAACCGUUGGUACAAAAAUUUCAUCUUUGUUCCUGAGAGCUCUCCUUUCUAUCAUAGAUAGUGAACAACCUCUUGAAUAUUUAGAACCAGGUUUUUAUUGGGCUCCGCCCACUUUCAGGCUUACUGUAGGAAAAAAACACCGUAGAAACCAAACUUUUUUUCCUAGUGGAGCAAAUUGGUCCAAACCAAUUUUUAAAACAAAAAUAUGUUCCCCAUAUGAACAUUUAUAGUUAUAGAACUGACCCGGAAAAAAAUUUUUCUUUCAGAAGAAAAAAAUUAAAGUUUUUUUGAAAAAAAUGACGAAUUUCGCAGUCUUUGAGCCAUAACUAGUACUAGAACCCCCGAAUGCCUGGAUUUUUAUUUUUUUAAUCGACGCAUUAGGGUCUUGUGAUUAGAGGAAAAAUGUCUAGAAACUCUGAAUCCGGGUGAUCCAGUUGACCUCCAUCUCGAAGAACGCGGCCAACUUGAAAAUCGCAAAACCUUUGAAAAUUUCUAUUUUUUGUGAAAGCCGGAUUCUGUCUUGUUUCUUAUUUUUGUUCAACAUAACACAGCUUGCUGCAAAAUUACAGCUCAAAAGUAGCGAGCUGGAACCCUUUGAAAAAAAAUUUCUGAUGUUUUUCCAAUUUUUCGUUUUUUCGGCAUUUUCAAACUUUUUGCUCUAACUAGUACUAGAACCCCCGAAUGCCUGGAUUUUUAUUUUUUCAAUCGACGCAUUAGGGUCUUAUGAGUAGAGAAAAAAUGUCUAGAAACUCUGAAUCCGGGUGAUCCAGUUGACCUCCAUCUCGGAGAACGCGGCCAACUUGAAAAUGACUAAAUUUUUUUAAAAAAAUCAGUUACUUUCUUGGGAGCAGGAUUUUUCCUUCACUUCUUUUUUUGCCAAUCAGGCACAAUCUACUCAACACAGGAUUGGAACAAAAAGUUAUGACUCCCAAGCAUGGCGAAAUUUUUUUUUCCAAUUUUUCCCUUUUUCGGAUUCGUUCUUUUUUUCUGUCCUUUCCAAGUAUUGAGCUCUACUGGAUUAGGAUACCCGGAAUGCUCAGAGUUUAUUCGUUGUACUGAUCCGUUACAUCUUCCCAAGUUCUUUAAAAAUAUUCCCAGGCUCUGUUUCCGGGUGAUCCAGUUGACCUCCAAGCAACCGAAGCGGUCGACCUCGAAUUAGAGCAAAAUUUAACAAAUUUUCCAAAACGUUUCUUUGCUUCCUAACCAGUGGUUCUCAUUAUCUGGAGAGACUUUUACUCGAUUAAUUCGCGUUUCUAAAGUUUUUUUCCUAUUAUAAAAUUUGGAAACUUCACUAAACCUCUCCAGAUAAGGAGAACCACUGGUUAGGAAGCAAAGAAACGUUUUGGAAAAUUUGUUAAAUUUUGCUCUAAUUCGAGGUCGACCGCUUCGGUUGCUUGGAGGUCAACUGGAUCACCCGGAAACAGAGCCUGGGAAUAUUUUUAAAGAACUUGGGAAGAUGUAACGGAUCAGUACAACGAAUAAACUCUGAGCAUUCCGGGUAUCCUAAUCCAGUAGAGCUCAAUACUUGGAAAGGACAGAAAAAAAGAACGAAUCCGAAAAAGUGAAAAAUUGGAAAAAAAAAUUUCGCCAUGCUUGGGAGUCAUAACUUUUUGUUCCAAUCCUGUGUUGAGUAGAUUGUGCCUGAUUGGCAAAAAGAAGUGAAGGAAAAUCCUGCUCCCAAGAAAGUAACUGAUUUUUAAAAAUUUAGUCAUUUUCAAGUUGGCCGCGUUCUCCGAGAUGGAGGUCAACUGGAUCACCCGGAUUCAGAGUUUCUAGACAUUUUUUCUCUACUCAUAAGACCCUAAUGCGUCGAUUGAAAAAAUAAAAAUCCAGGCAUUCGGGAGUUCUAGUACUAGUUAGAGCAAAAAGUUUGAAAAUGCCGAAAAAACGAAAAAUUGGAAAAACAUCAAAAAUUUUUUUUCAAAGGGUUCCAGCUCGCUACUUUUGAGCUGUAAUUUUGCAGCAAGCUGUGUUAUGUUGAACAAAAAAAUAAGAAACAAGACAGAAUCCGGCUUUCACAAAAAAAUAGAAAUUUUUCAAAGGUUUUGCGAUUUUUCAAGUUGGCCGCGUUCUUCGAGAUGGAGGUCAACUGGAUCACCCGGAUUCAGAGUUUCUAGACAUUUUUUUCCUCUAAUCACAAGACCCUAAUGCGUCGAUUAAAAAAAUAAAAAAAUCCAGGCAUUCGGGGGUUCUAGUACUAGUUAUGGCUCAAAGACUGCGAAAUUCGUCAUUUUUUUCAAAAAAACUUUAAUUUUUCUUCUGAAAGAAAAAUUUUUUUCCGGGUCAGUUCUAUAACUAUAAAUGUUCAUAUGGGAACAUAUUUUUGUUUUUAAAAUUGGUUUGGACCAAUUUGCUCCACUAGGAAAAAAAGUUUGGUUUCUACGGUGUUUUUUUCCUACAGUAAGCCUGAAAGUGGGCGGAGCCCAAUAAAACCUGGUUCUAAAUAUUCAAAGGGUUGUUCACUAUCUAUGAUAGAAAGGAGAGCUCUCAGGAACAAAGAUGAAAUUUGUGUACCAAAAUUUUUGGCAUUUGUUCGAAUUUCUGGGAGAACGUGUGUUAAUUAAUUUAUUUUUCAUUUUUCUCGAAGUUUAAAAUAUGUUCUGUGUCUAAGCAUUUUUUUAAAGCUAGUCCACUAUUUAAAAAAAGGUUACCAAUAAAUAAUUUAAAGUGAUCAUCGGCCGAAAAAAAUAUUUAAAAAAAUUUUUCUGCUAUGUUGCCCAGUAAGAAAAUAUGAAAAUUUCCACAUAGAAAACGACGUUAAAGUUAAAGUUGAAAAAAAAACAUUCAAAAAUCGCUUUAAAACUGAUUAUUCAUCCUUUGUUUGGGUUGGGUUUUAAAAAUGGACUGUCUAAAAACUAUUUGAGGCCAGAAAGGUGUCAAAACUUUUUUUUUCUUUUAUUAUUCUGUUCUCAUCAAGUUGGCUAGGUUUUGAAACGUGUUCAAGUUCAGUAUAUCUUCAAAAUCAACUAUUGGAUGGACGUGUCCUUAUUGAACUUUGUCAAGGAAAAUAUCAAUCAUCAAUAUUUAUUGGUUGUUUUAGUAAGAUGGAAUCGACUAGGCGGUGAAAAAAUUGCUCUUUUGAGCGGCACUAACACCGCCUUUGGCGAAAGAGAAGUCAAAAAUUGUAGUCGAUUGAAUUGAAAGCAUGGUUUUACGGUCCUUCGCCUCGCUCUUCCACAAGUUGAUCCCUCAGUUUCGCGGGUACGGGCACGGCGGGGAUGGUGGGGCUCGGGCACGGACACCGUGUACACUCUAGGGUAGCCUCGGCCGAGUGAGAGAGCUACCACUUCGAGUGAAGAAAAUACACGGAAUGAAGAAAAUACACGGAAGAUGAUCAAAAGUUGAUUGAAAAACUGAUCACUUAGUUGCAUACUAAGAAAGGUGAAAUUAUUUUAGAAGGAAGAAAGGAACUUAUAAUUUUUCAAAGUUAAAGAUGAGUGGAUCGAAAUUUUUCAAUGAGCAGUUCCAUCAGUUUCUUUACAGGGAGAGAAUUUCAUUAGUAAGCCGACCAUCGAACUGGGAUAUUUUUUGUAUUCGAGAGGCUGAUUUCUUCGAUUUCCAGGUGACGGUGAUGAUCGGAGGCGAGCCCUACACCCUCGGGCUGUUCGACACGGCCGGCCAGGAAGACUACGACCGUCUUCGUCCGCUCUCUUACCCGCAGACCGAUGUCUUUCUUGUCUGUUUCUCCGUCGUUGCUCCUGCUUCAUUCGAGAACGUUCGCGAAAAGGUAUUUAUACUUCCUUCUACGAAAAGUAGUCCAUAUGCUUACCAAACUGUUACAUCUUUUUUUUUGAAGUCAAAUUUUGAAUUUUUUUGUUUUUUUUUUCUCGCGUCAAGUUGUGAGGUUUUGUAUGACUGUUUUAGAAAGUUUUCAACACGGAAAAAAACUGUUUGAGAGAAAGGAAUAAAUGAAAAAAGUUUAUCGAAACCUUAUAGAAAGAAAAGAGAAAUAAUUAUAAAUUUACGCGCGGCAACUUCGGAUCUUGAGAAUGGACGGAUUGAGAAAUGAGUUUCGAUUGAUUCAUCUUUUCCAAGGUCUUCGUCCUUUCAGAUAACAUUUUUCUGAAAUCUAAUUAGAUUAUUUGUAAAAAUUAUUAUGCAAAUUUUUUUAAACAACAGUUACACUUGAAUACCUCCAAAUAUCCUUAUUCAAUUUCACCUACAGACUAAAUUGUCUUCUAAGUUUGAGAAGCGCUAAUAGGAGUUAAAUACCUUUACUUUUUUUCACAUAGCGACUAUUCAUGUAGGGAGAGAGAGUUUUGAAAUCUCUCAAAGGUUUCUACGCUAAAGUGAACGGUGCUUUGCUUUGAAUUAUGCUUUGAUGAUUUCAUGAAGGUUAAUUUUCUAAUUGCAACUUUAACCUAACACUACCAGCUUUCAUGUUUAGCGUAGCCUCUAAAAUCAUCAAGAACAAAUACUUUGAUAACUAUGGCGUUUACAAUCAGAUUCCUUCAUGUCUAUGGUAUCAUGAUGAAAUUUUUUUGACCGAUACAUUGUUUCAGUGGGUUCCUGAAAUAGCUCAUCAUUGCUCGAAAACUCCUUUCUUGCUAGUCGGAACACAGGUAACCAGGUCGAUCUGAUUCGUUUUCAUCUCAAACCUUCAGGUUGAUUUACGAGAUGAUCCGGGCAUGUUGGAGAAGUUGGCAAAGAACAAGCAGAAGCCGAUUUCCACGGACGUCGGAGAGAAGUUGGCCAAAGAGCUCAAAGCGGUCAAAUACGUUGAGUGCUCAGCAUUGACACAGGUUUCCUUUUUUAAAUUUUCAAAGUUUAAUUUUUUGUCUUUUCACAUUAACCUGUUUAGUUUCUGAAUAGCAUUCCUGGAUUUUUCGUCUGACCUUCAAAAAUAAUUCAUUUCAAUGCGAUUCGAGUUUUUUGCUCUUUUUAAAAUUCUUUCGACAUACUAAAGAAACAAAUAUUUUUAUCUUGCAUUAGUUUUGCAACCAUGACCACCUUGAACCAAUUUUUUAUUUUUCUAAAAAAAAUUUUUUUUUUGGAGCUAGACUUUAGUAAAAACGCUUUGCCUGCUUUUUUUGUUCGGAGAAAGAUGAUAGUAAUUGUUACCAAUUACAGCCAAUUACAGUUUUCCGAUUGCAGAAAGGGUUGAAAAACGUUUUCGACGAAGCGAUUCUUGCCGCGCUGGAGCCGCCGCAGCAAGAGAAAAAGAAGCGCUGCACAAUCCUCUGA
Caenorhabditis auriculariae is the source of this 5482-nucleotide messenger RNA. The record is from the annotation of a GenBank genome assembly. NCBI's taxonomy places the organism in Eukaryota, Metazoa, Nematoda, Chromadorea, Rhabditida, Rhabditidae.